Molecule: messenger RNA, 1685 nt
Organism: Prorocentrum cordatum
Lineage: Eukaryota; Dinophyceae; Prorocentrales; Prorocentraceae
Source: the annotation of a GenBank genome assembly
CCCGAAUCAUGGCCAUGGUAUUCCGUUGCGACGGUACAAUACGUUAGUCUAAGCAAGGGCGUAUCGUUUUUGAAUCAUUCUUGUAGUUCUUCGUUUUAAUGUUCGUAUUUCGGCACGUUGUUGUGAUGCAUUAGUUGCACUUUUACUGAUGCAAUGUUCAGCAUGUUGUAUGACUUUCUAGUCGUCUUCAUACUCUUUGUUGCCGCGUCUGCUCCUUUAUGCUGGGUGCGGGCCCUCCCAGGCACUGCUUGCAGAAGCGAGGCGCUGUUUAUUGGAUGAUUCGCAGAAGGGCGUGCGACAAGACUGGGGGUACGACGGAUUUGGACCCGGUAUGUUCUGCAGUGCUGCAUUCCGGAGGACGACGCGGAGGAUAUCUUGAGAAUUUGCAGAGAGGAGGCCCAGCUUUGGUGGAGCUCCGCGGCUCCUUGCGGGAAGAUCGCGGAGGGACUCAAAGCUCGCUUCUAUAUCGACGACGGGGACCCCGACAGAAGGCGUGAGGUGGAGGCCGAAGCGGAGUCCGAUAGUAUCAACACCGAGGCUUCUGUGUUUUCUGCUGGCACAGGGCCCGAGAUAUCGAAACGAACUGCGAUGGCAGCCGACGGAAAUCAAUAUAUUCUGGCUUGCAAUGUGCUGCCUGUUUUGUCGUACCGGCACGCUCGGAUGUGUGUCCUUACUCACGACCAGGAUCCGCGCAGGCAGUUGAUCAGGUGCAUUGAGCACAGGAUGCGUCGAGCUGGCCUCACGCGCUACAUGGUGACUCCAGGAGGCCGGAGCACCAUCGACAUUUGCCACCACCUGGUGAGCAAGCGCUCCGCCCUCCUCUGGCUGAUGCGGCACCUGGGCCUUGAGGGCGUGGACCAGCUCGGGGAACCUAUGGGGGUGAACACCGUCUACUUCGGGGACGAGGUGGUCAUGCACGGCAACGACCUCCCAGUUGCAGAGAUCCCUGGUAUACAGGUCUUCGCCGUCAACGAUAUGGUUUCCAAAGUACCUUUUCGCACUAAUAUAGAAUUACCAACCGCUUUUUCUAAUUUCACUGGCCCCGAGGGCACUCAGGCAGUGCUCGAACAUAUAGCUGACUAUGCCGAGGGCUGCUUUGAGACUGGUGAAGCGGAGCCAUGGCCUGGGGAAUCGGCCAUCCUGUGUUGGAAGAAGAGUCGCCUGCAAAGCCGCUUGCAGCAGAGGUGCCAGAUGCUAUCGAGCAGCUCCAAGGAGGUGGGCGGCAACACCAGGAAGAUCCUCGCCGACCGCGGCGUGUGAAUCGACGAGGUAUCGGCGCAUCUAGUUCUGGCGAAGAGGGAUCGCGUCAAGGUCAGCAGUUGCGACGGCAGCACGCAAGCCAAACUCGCCAUCUACAUCCAGCCGGGCGCCUGAACGGACGCGGGGGCGGAGGAGGAACCGACGGCGGAGAAGUUGCAUCAAGCAGGCAUCAAGGGCACCAGUCACCCCGCGAGGCAGCAAAUCGGAGCCAUCGUGAACGAGGGGAAGGCUUCAUUUGGAGUCGUAGGGGAUGAGCUGGUGGCUUGGCUGGCGAAAUUAUGACGAUAUGGUUUCUCGGCUACGCUUCGAUUUGCUGGUGAGGACGGGCCCGCGGUGGCCGCGCGUCCUUGUGGAAUUGCGGCCCGAUUGGGCGACGUUGGGCUCCCAUCAAUGUCGCGCUGACUGACGUCCCCCCCGGGGCUGCC